Molecule: messenger RNA, 801 nt
Organism: Lycium ferocissimum
Lineage: Eukaryota; Viridiplantae; Streptophyta; Magnoliopsida; Solanales; Solanaceae
Product: CASP-like protein 1E1
Exons: 2
Coding region: 64-651 (195 amino acids)
Source: RefSeq, a predicted model, not a curated record
AAUAGUAAAAGCAGUCCCCCAGUCUUUAUAAUUUAUCUCCAAUUCUUUCUUGUAAUAAAUAUUAUGAAGACACUGGAUCUAAGCAACGGGGCAGAAAAAAAUAGAUGUGAAGAAAGGGUUAAGUGUAGAAGUUAUGAAAUGGUUUUAAGAAUGAUGGGGCUAGUUUUCACUCUAGUAGCUGCUAUUGUGGCUGGUACUAACAAGGAUACCGAGUCAGUUGCCGUAUCUCUCAUAGAUGGCUUACCUCCUUUGCACCUUACUCUAACGGCCAAAUGGAAUUAUAUGUCUUCAACUGUGUACUUUGUGGUAGUGAAUGCGGUGGCAUGUGCAUAUGCAGCGACAUCUAUGGCGUUUCAAGCUCUAACGGGCGGAAGCAGAGGAAAAAAAUGGACAGGCUCAGUCUUAGUUGUUGCUCUAGACCUGACUAUAGUUGCACUCCUUUUUUCGGCCAACGGUGCGUCAGCUGCAGUUGGACUCAUUGCUCUAAAUGGCAACCCUCACACUCAGUGGCACAAAGUUUGUUAUGCUUUCAAGAGAUAUUGCAUCCAAGGGGGAGCUGCUCUUGCUAUGUCUAUGCUUGGUUCUUUCUUCUUUCUUUGCCUUGUGCUACUCCUCACUUUGAAUCUUCACAGAACUACUUUAAAUUAUUAAGGGUCUAUAUCGAAAGAUAAAAAGUGUGCUGCAUUUAUAUGUCCAAAAGAGCUAUGAUGAGUCUCGAAAUAGAAUUGGAAGUUUGUUCAUAACAAUUAACACCAGCUUCUACUCAUAUAUAUAUGGUCGAUCUAUUUAUGUUAUUUGUCA